GGGUGUGGACUUAAAAAAGAGGGCAGGGUAAAAGUGGGCGGAUGGCUAGCCUCUAGUGUUUGUGCAUUUAGGCUCAGAGUCUGAAAUUAGUGUCCUUGAGAGCAGCAGGAAUUAGACCCAAAGAGACAAACAGCCAUCAAACACACCGCCAUCAUGCUGAUCCUCCUCGGUGCCAUCUUCGCCCUCCACAUCAUCGGCAUCGUCCUUCUCCUGGUGGCCACCAUUGACAAUGCCUGGUGGGUGACCGACGACGUCUACACCGACGUGUGGGCCCGAUGGGUGAAGAUCAACGACGCGUGGAACCUCACCGACCUUCCCUCAACCUACCCAUCCAACUACCUCCAGGCAGUGCAGGCCAGCUCCGUCCUCGCCUGCAUAUUCUCCAUCCUGGGAAUCUUUGUGUUCGUGGCUCAGCUCUUCACCCUACCGAAGGGACAGAGGUUCACCAUCUCCGGUAUAUUCCAGCUACUUGCCUGCCUGUGCAUCAUGAUCGCGGCCUCCAUCUACACGGACCGCUUCCACCUGGACGAGCGCAACGGCUGGUACGGCCACUGCUUCAUCCUGGCGUGGAUCGCCUUCGCCCUCACGUUCUUCUCCUGCAUCACCUACUUUGUGCUACGUAAGAAGACGGCGGCGUGAGAGAGACACUAGAUCUUGCUCCGGACAGCCCAAAAAAAAAAAAAAUUGUUUGGGUUGGUUUUCUUUUUUGGGUUAGGAUUUUUUUUUUUUCGGUCACAGAUGAUGAGAUUCGAGCUGCUAGCGUACGUUCAGCUGUAGAUACACGCCGGACCUCUCAAAUACGUUCUGGUGUUCGGCCGAGUCUGCUCUCAGAUAAUCAGGGUUUUUAAACGGCAGACUCGGUCGAUCACGGCUGUAUUUAGGUUCUAUUUUAUUUGUUUUUGUUUUUUUUAACUGGGCUGGAUUUCUUGAGGGCAUCUAAGAAUAUUUUUGUUGUUAACUGAAUGGAAAAGACCUUCAUGUUUAUAAGAUAAAUUAAGAUCUAUCAGGAAUCCUGUCUUUGAAGAAAAGCAGGUUUGAAGAGUAAAAUCUGUGGUCUUUUUAUUUCUGUUUUUUUGUUUUUUGCAAUGUACAUUUACACGUGAUAGAGUAUUAGAUUAACAAGGGGGCGAGUUUUGGAUUUUUUUGUUUGCAUUAUUUUAUUUGAUCUGUUUUAUAUUUCAUCUUGUCUUACUUCCUAUCAUGUGCCACUAAAUAAACGGAGUGUAAUUACAGCGUGAUGGCUUCCUAUGGAUCAUAACGGAUUUCUCUAUAAUCUAAUAAUACGAUAAAAACAGCAAUAACACAGGUUGUUUCGUGAUAUUUUUCGUGAGGAAGACGCCGAACCGAGACGAAUAAUCUACACAGUCGUGGAUGAAGGAGCAGAGAGUCCUGCUUCAUGUGUUCUAGGGAAUUUGGUGGAAAUGUCACGUAAAGAAAAACCCAAAAUCAGGCGACAUCUCAAGAUAUACCCGAGCUUACGUGGCUCUGAUUCUCCCAGUAGAUUGGAGCUCAUGUUUUCAAGGCCGAGGCGUUGUUGUGUCUGUUGGUAACGUCACGCUGGUUGUUAUUGGAGGGAACGAAUGCACAAGUUUUAAAUAUUAAAGGACGAUUUACUCUUCCUGUGCCUCUGUAACAUACAUUAUUGUAGCCGGUUCUAUAAACACCUGAAGCACACUGAACUCGCCACGAAUCAGCCGCUAGAAUAAUACUUCUGGUUUUAAAUCCAACCGUAUUCCAGCCUUCACGAGAUCUCAUAUAAUUAAAUUAAUUAAACAUGGCCCCAGAUGUAAUGUGUAAAUACGAUCUGUUCCCUGACAAUUAUCUGUACGUCUGAUACUGUUUUAUUUUUGUUACUGUUAUUUGUGAACGACGAUGAUUUGUACGAACAUUAAAAUGUGAUUUUCAACCA
Messenger RNA from Stegastes partitus (bicolor damselfish), 1909 nucleotides. It is a transcript of the gene emp1b, whose product is annotated as epithelial membrane protein 1. The transcript has 5 exons. The coding region runs from base 154 to 639 and encodes 161 amino acids. The record is from RefSeq and is a predicted model, not a curated record. Gene Ontology annotation, cellular component: plasma membrane. NCBI's taxonomy places the organism in Eukaryota, Metazoa, Chordata, Actinopteri, Pomacentridae.